This is a messenger RNA of Camarhynchus parvulus, 2203 nucleotides long. RefSeq names its product coiled-coil domain containing 3 (gene CCDC3). Gene Ontology annotation, biological process: negative regulation of gene expression. The record is from RefSeq and is a predicted model, not a curated record. The coding region runs from base 282 to 1142 and encodes 286 amino acids. NCBI's taxonomy places the organism in Eukaryota, Metazoa, Chordata, Aves, Passeriformes, Thraupidae. The transcript has 3 exons. Gene Ontology annotation, cellular component: extracellular region.
CUUACAGCCCUCCCCUUUGCCUCUCUGCCCCCUUCGCAUCUCUGCCUUUUCCCAUCCCUCCCCUUCGCAUCUCUGUCCCCGCACACCUCCUGCCCCUCUCCCCUUCUCACUCCUGCCUGCCCGGCUCUCAGCCCUCUGUGCUCUGCCCCUGGCACCCUCCACCCCUCCGUAUCUCCUCCUCGCCGCCUCCCUGCGCCCCUGCCCAGCCCCGGUUCCCCGCAGCCUCCGGGCCGUCCGUGCCCCGCUCCAGCCCCGCUGAGCCCGGCCCGGAGCCGCCCGCGAUGCCGGUGCCGGUGUCGCUGCCGGUGCCGGUGCUGGGGCUGGUGCUGGUGCUGGGGGCCCGGGCGGGUGCCGGGGGUGGCUGCCAGCUCCCUGCCGAGUGGCGGCCGCUCAGCGAGGGCUGCCGGGCCGAGCUGGCCGCGAUCAUCGUGUACGCGCGGGUGCUGGCGCUGCACCCCGACCCCUACGGCGCCUACAACUACCUGCCCUGGCAGAGGGGCCCCCCCGGCGGCCCCCAGCACGGAGCGGGGGACCUCUUCUACUCGGCCGAGAUCGAGCUGCUGUGCGACCAGGCGUGGGGCAGCAUGCUGGAGGUGCCCGCCGGCUCCCGCCUCAACCUCACCGGCCUCGGCUACUUCUCCUGCCACUCGCACACCGUCAUGCAGGGCUACGCUUAUUUCUUCUUCCUCCGAAUGGAUGAGAACUACAUCCUCCUGCCACACGGAGUCAACUUCCAGGAGGCGAUUUUCCCUGACACCCAGGAGAACAGAAGAAUGUUUGCCAGCCUUUUCCAGUUUUCCAACUGCUCGCAGGCACAGCACGUGCUGAGCUUCUCCAGUGACUGGGAGAUUCAAGAGGACAACCGGCUGAUGUGCUCCUCGGUGCAGAAGGCCCUGUUUGAGGAGGAGGACAGGGUGAAGAAGCUGCAGCAGAAGGUGGCAGCGCUGGAGAAGCGCAACAAGCAGCUGCGAGAGCGAGUGAAGAAAGUCAAGAGGUCUCUCCGGCAAGCCAGGAAAAACUCCAGGCACAUGGAGCUGGUGAACAGAAAGCUCAGUGAGAAACUUUCCUCUGCAGGUGGUCAAAUGCCCUAUAUUAACUCUUUGAAGCAGGAGAACCACCACGGUACCUACCUGAAAGUAUAAUGCAGGGUAAGUGCUCAGGCCAGUGAGUUUUGUCUGCAUUAGAUCAGGGUCUGGCCCUCACACCUUGUCUAUGCUGUGCUUCAAACCUUGCAUGGAAAAUGAAUCUGACCUUGCUUUAGACACAGUGCCAGAUUAAACAGGAAUGCCAGCUGGAUUUGGCACAGCCCAAAGCCUUGUCCUGCUGUUCUCAGUGGACACAGGGCCUGACAAUCACCUGUGCUUCUCCUCCCUCACCCAGCGGCACCUCCAGCUUUAGGCUGCGUUUGAUGCAAGUGCCAGCCCAGACCUCUGGGCCAUUGCAGGCACUUGACACAGGAGCUCCUCCCGCCAGUUUACCUCCUCCUCAUGAGCUGGGCAAGCAAGGCUUGGGAUCUAGAGAUGGAUGUGGUGGGAAGGAUGAAGGCAUGGGUGCCCUUCACUCCCUUACCACCCCCAGGCUCUCAGCCUUGCUUGAGCUUGACUGAAGUCUUCACCCAGUGCCUGGGCAUAGGCCAUGUCCAAGACUCAGGCAGUUUGUGGCUCUCUUCAGCACAAAAUAUAGAUGUGCCUAUAUUGUCUUAAGACUGUCCCUAUAUAUCUUUAAAUAUUCUAAAUUGAAUAUAUAUCAACUUUUAUUUUUCCAAAAAGUGCCUCAAGGCUCUCAGUAACUCCCUGAGUGCCUUUAUCACUGGUCAGCCAACUGGGUUGGAAACCACAUCAUUUUGGGACUGUGUCUAAGACCAAAUCCUGCAGUCAGGAGUGGACUUAGCCUAUGAGUGGGUGUUGGAUCAGGCUCAGCAGGCAGUUUCAGAUCCCAUUCUCAAGCAGGUUUAAUUACAGUGUGGACAAAGCUUCAAGUUUUGUAGUCACUGAGGUAUAAUGGAGGUUGCUGGGCAGCCUCACUUAGUUACAUUUAAAACCUGUAGAGACCACAUCAAUAUCAACAGGGCAUUAAAAAUUUAGGUAGUUUAAAUAUGUAUAUAUUUUAAAAUCCUAUAGAAAAUAUUUUUAUUACACAUUUGAUAUAGUCUAAUUUCUUAAAAUAUGAAGUAAAACCUGUUUCUUGGUUGUCUCAUAAAGAA